Messenger RNA from Micropterus salmoides (largemouth bass), 4436 nucleotides. It is a transcript of the gene slc16a3, whose product is annotated as solute carrier family 16 member 3. The transcript is spliced from 5 exons. Gene Ontology annotation, molecular function: monocarboxylic acid transmembrane transporter activity. Lineage: Eukaryota; Metazoa; Chordata; Actinopteri; Centrarchiformes; Centrarchidae. Gene Ontology annotation, biological process: transmembrane transport; monocarboxylic acid transport. The coding region runs from base 1 to 1476 and encodes 491 amino acids. The record is from RefSeq and is a predicted model, not a curated record. Gene Ontology annotation, cellular component: membrane.
AUGGGAGGAGCAGUGGUGGACGACGGACCUCCUGGAGUGAAGGCACCAGACGGAGGCUGGGGUUGGGCAGUGCUGGCUGGCUGCUUUGUCAUCACUGGCUUUUCCUAUGCUUUCCCCAAGGCUGUCAGUGUCUUCUUCAAGGAGCUGAUCAGAGAGUUUGAUGUGGGCUACAGCGACACCGCCUGGAUCUCAUCAAUACUGCUUGCCAUGCUGUAUGGCACAGGCCCUCUGUGCAGUGUACUUGUGAACAGGUUUGGCUGUCGACCAGUGAUGAUGGUUGGAGGGCUCUUUGCCUCGCUGGGAAUGAUUCUGGCCUCCUUUGCCACCAGCAUGAUACACAUCUACCUCUGCACUGGAGUUAUUACAGGUCUGGGUCUGGCAUUGAACUUCCAGCCAUCUCUUAUAAUGCUGAAUCGCUACUUUUCUGAGAAACGUCCUCUGGCCAAUGGCUUGGCAGCAGCAGGCAGCCCUGUGGCACUGUGCUGUCUCUCCCCACUGGGACAGAUUCUCCAGUACCAGUAUGGCUGGAGGGGGGGGUUCCUCAUACUAGGAGGGUUGCUGCUCAACUGCUGUGCCUGUGGUGCCCUCAUGAGGCCUUUGUUGGCCCCUAAGAAACCCCAUGAGCAGAAGGAGAACACUCUGGCAGCUGCAGAGGAGGAGAAGAAGCCAAAAAAGAAACUGUUGGAUUUCAGUGUGUUCAAGGACAGAGGAUUUGUCAUCUAUACCAUUGCAGCUUCUAUUAUGGUGCUGGGCUUGUUUGUGCCCCCCGUGUUUGUGGUCAGCUAUGCUAAAGGACUCGGCUAUGAGGAUACUAAGUCGGCAUUGCUGCUCACCAUAUUGGGAUUUGUUGAUAUGUUUGCUCGCCCUGCAUCAGGACUCAUAGCAGGCAUGAAGUGUGUACGGCCCAGAAGUGUCUACCUGUUCAGCUUUGCAAUAAUCUUCAAUGGGUGCAGUGACAUCAUAGGAUCACAGGCAAAUAACUAUGCAGGUCUGGUGGUGUUCUGUAUCUUCUUUGGUAUUUCGUAUGGCAUGGUGGGAGCGCUACAGUUCGAGGUCCUCAUGGCUAUUGUAGGGACAGAGAAGUUCUCCAGCGCCAUUGGCCUGGUGUUGCUAAUGGAAGCUAUGGCUGUACUAGUGGGACCUCCUGGAGCAGGUCGCCUCUUGGAUGCCACCCAUCAGUACAUGUACGUCUUCCUGUUGGCGGGCUGUGAGGUCACACUGUCGGCCUUCGUCAUUGCCAUGGGUAAUUUCCUUUGCAUCAGCAGGAAACAAGAUCCAGAGGCUAAGAUGGAGAUGGCGGUGACGGCUACAGAGAAGGAGGGGCUGUACCUUGGGGUGGAAAGCAAGGAAAAUGAUGAAGGCGAAGAGGAGCCUAAGGGAAAAGAGAAUGGAAAUGUCAGUGCUGUAAAAGCAGGGGAGGAGGUGAUAGUGGAGAAGAUGGGUGUGGAGGGUGGAGAGGAAAAUACAUCAUUAUGAAGAAUAAGAUAAAUAUGUGCACCAAGACGAUUCAUAAAAAGUUCUGAUGAUGCCCUGUGUCAAAUUAAAGGAGCAAGGAGCAGAUAGUGAGGGGGCACAAAGUAGGGUAAGAAAAGAGCCUUUAAAUGAAAAUCACAGUUUCAUAUAAUGGAUAUAAGUUGGGGACAUUUGAUAAUUAAGAGCUGUUUUCACCUGAAUUGGUUCUAUACAACAUAUUGAUCCAAUUAUGUAUUACUGGACUUAAAUUAAGAAUUGCUGUAUUGUUUAAAUAGUAGGCAUACAAGGCAUGAAAUGCCCAACUUUACUGGAACAAAUAGCAGCUUUAUAGGGUAAGAAACCUGCUGUACUACUGUCUACUUAGACACACUGCAUUCAGAACAAAAAAGUUGAUUUCCAGUUUUGUAUACCUAUGUUAGCACCAUUUUUCUCAGACAUAUCUCUUUUCACCAUUUAGGACUAAAGCUAUUCUAUUUUCCAUUUCCUACAGAUUUCAAAUACAUUGACAAAAACUUCACUCAUGGUCUACUUACUGGCUUUGUCUGGAGCUUUCAAACAUAUCUCAUAGCCUGUAUCACCAGAUGGGGGUGCUCAGUUUUCAUCAACUGUACAUCGGGGGGUCUUUUCUUCAGUGUGUAGCAGCAGAGAUCUCAAGGUGUUGAAUGGUUUGGGGUAAAUGUUGACCCCUUGAUAGUUUUGACAGUGCAGUCAGGUAAGGGAAUUGCCCUGUGAGAUUCCUGGUGGUCCCCAUUAAGCAGACCUAGAGGAAGUUACAAUCCCAUAGUAACUUUAGUGAUAAAAAUGUGGAAGAGGAAAGGAGAAGAAUGAGUGUGUUGCAUCGAUGAUGACACCACGUUUCCGUAACACACCCACUCCGCAACACUACUAGUUUCGCGGGGUUGAAAAAUCCUUGGGGAAACACACAAGUAAAAGCAGGGUAGACCAGGGGCAAUUGUAACACUGAAAAAUAAGUCGUAUUAACCCACUACAUCUCAGGUAAAAGCCUAGGCUACCUCAAAGUAAAUACUUUACAGCUAAUAAUGUUACAUAAGAGUUUUUAAAUGGUUCAAAUUAUUUUAGAUGUCAGGUAUCCUCUGCUGUUAUUUGUUCUAACUUCAUAAAAUUGCUUUUUACAAGUGAACUAGUCAUUCUCUUUGGUUUUGCUGGGUCUUAUACCAUAGUAAGUAGUUGAUGGUAUAGUCCACUAUACAGACAAACUGACAAUGAAAGGAACUUUACUUUUGCAGACUUAGGCCUAUAUAAUAUUCACACUUUCUGUUAAACACAAACAAAACACACUAUUUUAUACAAAGAAUGUUGGCCUAUGUUAAUUGUUGAUUGGUGAUACUAGAACAAAUCCAUUUCUUUUAAUACACCCUUUUUUAAUAUGGCUUUACAUUUAUAUUUAGUGAAAUAUGAUCCUGCUCCUUUUCCACAGGCAGAGAGAGAAUCCUAUUGAGCAUGUGCAGAUUAAGUGUCAUCACUCUAGCUUGUUUCUGAUUGGAGAAAUUGAGUGUGUUACAAUUGACCCCGGUCACCCCUACUGUUAAUUUGCAGAAACAAGUAGCAGUAAAAGUGGUCAUCAAAAUAACUACUUGAGUAAGAGUACAAAAGUACUUACUAAAACUACAUUUACACCAGGACAAUAUUCCUAGUGUGUAUCCAUCAAGUAUGAUUACAAAUUAUUGAGUUUAUAUUAUAGUCUGUUAGAACUCCAAUAAGUAAAGAUUGUUUAAAAAUGAUUGAUGAAACGAUUUGCCAAACACAUCAAAUUAGGAGAUAAUUUUGGAGAUGUUUCAUAAUUUAAUUUAAUCACUUCUUCACGUUUACCCGAGGAAGAUCAUCUGGUUGAAACACAUCAGUCGCAUCAGGCUAUACCAAUGAGCAUGACUAGUUAAAUGCAGACUGCUAGUAGGCUACACUGUUAGCUUAAAUAUUUACAUUAAGGUAGAGAGCAGGAGGAGUUUUUAAGCAUGAUGUGUGUAGCUUUUUAUUAUUAAACAUAUUAGCAUUACCACAGCAGACACUGCUCUCUGUCAGCUCAGUGUCAGCAUGGUGUAGCCUACUGACUUCACAACCGAAACCCGCUGCACCAGCUCGGUCUGAUCCCGGGGUGUCAGAUACCGACGCUUUGAGAAAGCCUGACAAAGCGUCGGUAUCGGACGCUCUGGGAUGAGACCAGGCUGGCUGCACGUGCGCUAGAUUUUAAUCUGUAAACUAAAUAUUAGCUGCUAGCGCCAUUUGAAAGCUGUACAUGAUGUAGCUUCAGCCAUUAUUCUCUUCUAACAGUCAUGCGGAUGUGCAAUGAAUGUAUCCAAAUGUAGCGGAGUUAAAAAGUAAUGAUUUUUCUCUUAAAGACUAUUCAAUUAAGAGUAAAAGUAUGAUGCAUUAAAACUACUCUGACAAGUACAGUUUACUAAAAGAAGUUAUUGAGUACAUGUAAGGGAGUAAAUGUAACUCGUUACUACCCCUCCUCUGCUAAUAAAGACUGUAGAAGCUGUUAAAAGCCCCGGAAAAGCUAGUAAGUGGACUUGACUUUUCACACUCAAAUUUUAAAUAAUGUACACUGUUUUUUGCACUAUUUUGCUUUAUUUAUUGACAUUUUAUGUAAUAGGAUGACAACUCAUAUCAAAAACUGAUUGUAAAAAUAAUUCAGAAUUUUUUGGCACUCAACCUGCAGGACACUGGGACAAACUUACUGGACUGCUACACCCAGCUAAUGUAUGUCCUACAUUGUCUGUAAAGGUCUGCUUAAUACUGUGUCUAGGACCUGCUGUGUUACAUGUUGGUGUGGUGCUGAUGCUGUGAUGCUGUGUGCCCUAUGCCUUCUGUGUAUCUUUUUGAGCUAAUGCUGAACAGACACUGGGUGUAGAAAUAUGGCACACAAACUGCACUUGACACAGCUAUUUUUCUGAGUGUUGUCCACAUUUACAGUUUCUUCCAAAUAAAAAUAUUUUAGUUGU